Messenger RNA from Nicrophorus vespilloides, 2434 nucleotides. Its product is annotated as calcium-independent phospholipase A2-gamma-like. The transcript is spliced from 7 exons. The record is from RefSeq and is a predicted model, not a curated record. NCBI's taxonomy places the organism in Eukaryota, Metazoa, Arthropoda, Insecta, Coleoptera, Silphidae. Gene Ontology annotation, biological process: arachidonate metabolic process. Bases 517 to 2247 code for a protein of 576 amino acids. Gene Ontology annotation, cellular component: membrane.
GGCGCAAAAAUAUAUAUAUGACUACGAAGGCGUUAAUUGGAAGGGAUAUGUUAGAUAAAAAAAGUCAAAACAAUAAAUAUGUUUAUCGUCGUGUAUCCUAGUAUUUCCGUACGUACGUACAACACUCGUACGACUUUGUUUACAGUCGAUAAUCCUUUAAAUAUAAGCGCCUCUCCGAGCGCAAUUCGCUCACAGUAACCCAACAAGAUUAGAUCCAUACGCAACGUAUAUACCAGUGAUUAUUGCAACUGUUAUUUUCCUUUUUCAUCGGACUGCUUAACAAGUGUUUGCAAACGUGCGGAAUAUAUACGAAGCCCGCUCGGGCAUUUUUAUGAACAUCCGACAAGUUCCUUUGUAAAUGAAUGUACUUAGCAACAGGAAAAGUUCGCUGAUUCAAAUUGUGCUGUAGAUAACCAGUGAGAACAGACGUUAACGUCAUAAAUAAUAAUAAUAUAUUGGAGAUAUUCCAACGCGGAUCUCACAUUUUAAAUUUGCAAGUGAGCGAAGUGAGGAAGUAUGUCGUUCAGUAAAGGCAUUCGACACUACAGGAGGUGUGUAAUCACCACUACUCCUGCAAGAACUUUUACUGGCAGUUCUAAUGCUGUGGAGCCACAACCAAAGAUGACUUCUAGAACAAUGUCAGUGAUGCAAUGGAAACUUUUGACCAAUAUUAAAGAGUACCUGGCGAAAAUAUCCCCAGAUAAGACUUUCCAGAACAUCAUCAGUAAAGAGUUUGCUCAGAUACUGCAGAAGGUACAGCCAAAUGUGUAUGGCAGAAAUAUCAUUCGAUUUGAGUCAACAACACUUGUGCCAACCAUUGACAAUAAGAACAGUGCCUCAGAAAUGGUAGGAAAUGUUAUCAAUGGAAUCAAAAUGAAGAUGUCCAAUAGUAAUGAAGAGCCACAGGUGCCAAAAGAAGUUGUUCCUAGGUGGAAGAAUGAAGUUCCAUCAAUAACAAAGAACAGUAUCAUGUCGCGGACGAGGCAUGUUAUAGACUCCAUUGUAAACGCGGAAACUGAGGAAUCACGCCUGAAGCGUAUCGAAGAACUUUCUUUUCACAUUCACCAAUAUCCUGAAGCUAAAAACGCAGCUGUCAAAGAAGGUGCUAUAAGAUUGUUGCUAAGAAUUAGGGGUCAGACGCAAAAUCCAAUUGUGAUUGGCGCAAUCAAUGAAGUAUUUGCGUUGCUUGGACAUUGUGACCCUCUACCUGGUAGAGGUAUUAGAAUCCUGUCUAUUGAUGGCGGUGGUAUCCGUGGUAUACUAGUAAUACAGAUGUUAAAGAAGUUAGAGGAAUUGACUGGUAAAAGGGUUUACGAAAUGUUCGAUUACGUAUGUGGCGUCAGUACUGGGGCUAUACUUGCAUGUUCGUUAGGUGCAAUGCAAAGAACGUGCGAUCAAUUGCAUAAGGAUUAUUUGGAUAUCAGUACGAAGAUAUUUACACAAUCUACAAUUAAAGGCACCAGCAGUUUAGUUUGGAGCCAUUCGUAUUAUGAUACUGAACUAUGGGAGAAAUUGCUGAUAGAGCAGAUGGGCGAUAUUUCUUUAAUUUCCACAACGCGCACUCCUAAUUGUCCGAAAUUAUCCACAGUAUCAGCCGUUGUAAAUCACGAACGUGUCUCAGCUUACGUCUUCAGGAACUACUCAUUACCAUACAGAGUCCAAUCUCAAUACCAGGGCGGAAAUGAUCAUAAAUUAUGGCAGGCGGCAAGAGCUUCAGCUGCAGCCCCAACGUACUUCGGGGAAUGCAAAUUGGGAAACCUCUUACAUCAAGACGGUGGUAUUUUGGUGAACAACCCAACGGCAGUUGCUAUCCAUGAAGCGAAGUUGCUAUGGCCUAACACGCCCAUUCAAUGUGUUGUGUCCUUCGGUACAGGAAGGUCUGUGCCAACUCAAAGCGAAUCCUUUAGAGAACAACCUGCAAACGUUUCUUCAUGGAAAAACAAGUUCCUGAAAAUAUUGGACAGUGCUACAGACACAGAAGGAGUUCACACCAUGCUUAGCGAUUUGCUUCCAGAAGAUGUAUAUUUUCGUUUUAAUCCGUAUUUGACUGAGAUGUUAAGCAUGUCGGAGAUUGAGCCGAAGAAGAUUGAACAAUUAGAGAGGGAUGCUCUUAUGUACCUAAGAAGAAAUGAAGAUAAAUUCCAGCGGGUGGCGAAAGCUCUGCUUGAGAAACGGUCGAUAACUCAGAAAAUUGCAGAUUUGCUGUACGAGAAGAAAGAAUUAUUAGGUUUCACUAGUAAGUUAUAAAAAGCUGAAUGAAGCCUAUUGUUUCUUUUUUGUAUAUUAAAAAUUCUCGCAUAUAUUGAUUGCAUUGUACUUAUAUAAUUUUCUUACUACUUCUAGCUUUAAGGUAAAUUACAUCAGAUCUAGAUAGAUCUACAGUGUAUUUGUAUUAUUUAUUUAUUAUAUUAUAUUUAUUGGGACCAUUUCCAUU